This is a messenger RNA of Fundulus heteroclitus (mummichog), 2528 nucleotides long. Its product is annotated as FERM domain-containing protein 6. NCBI's taxonomy places the organism in Eukaryota, Metazoa, Chordata, Actinopteri, Cyprinodontiformes, Fundulidae. The record is from RefSeq and is a predicted model, not a curated record. Gene Ontology annotation, cellular component: cytoplasmic side of apical plasma membrane; cytoskeleton. Gene Ontology annotation, biological process: positive regulation of hippo signaling. Bases 22 to 1338 code for a protein of 438 amino acids. The transcript is spliced from 13 exons.
CUAACCGAAGUUUCUGUGACAAUGAGGACAAAACCAACGAGACGUGUCUGUGUUCUUCUGCCCAACAAACAGCACUUGGACUGCUCUGUCAGGAUGCGAGCCAGAGGCCAGGAGGUGAUGAACGCUGUGCUGCGUCAGCUCGGUGUCGGUGAUCUCCAAGUGUUUGGUCUGGCUCUUCUCAGAGAUAAUGAAUAUCUCUUUCUGGAUUUGGAGCAGAAGCUGAGCAAGUAUUUUGGUAAAAUAUGGAAGCAGAAAUCCUUAUCGGUUCCAUUCAUCUUAUUUUUGAGAGUGAAGUUUUAUUUGGAAAGUGGGCUUCUGAUAUUGAGCAGCAAGGUGCAGCAGCUUUACUACUGGGAGCUGAGGCAGAAAGUGUUGCAUUCCCAGAGCCGCCACCAGGAAGCUCUGUUUUUUCAGCUGGCAGCUUCCGCGCUUCAAGCUGAUGUUGGAGAUCUGAAGCGUCAAGAGGGAGGAGAAGAGAAACAAGAGAGUAUGCAAUACUUUCUUCCAGAAGAUUACUUUCCACCUUGGCUGAUAAAUCACAGAGGGAGAAACUUCCUUCUCCAACACAGUCCAGCUUUGCACGGUGAGCUGAGAGGGUUGCCACCCAGCCGGGCCAUCCUGCAAUAUUUGAAGGAGGCCAGCGGCCUGCAGGACGGAGCGCUGACUUUCUACAGGAUGAAAGAGGGAAAAAAGGAGCGGAGAAGUUCGAUCCUUCUCGGUGUGGCGUUGACUGGGGUCCACGUUUAUCAGGAGGUGGAAGGAAAGCAGUGUGCACUGUUUUUUUUUACCUGGUCCAAUAUUGAGCACUUUACCUUCCAGGGAAGCAGGUUUGAAAUUACAGCAGUGAGCUCUCUGGGCUUAUCAAAGCUUGUAUAUUACACCCACUCAGCCUUCCACUCAAAACACAUUCUGAGACACCUGAGCGACAGCCACCGCUUCUACCUCAACACCAAGGAUGCAGCCAGCUACAUCCAGCAGCUAGAAGACAUGCAAACCUGCCAACUCCACAAAGAGGCUUACAUUUGUGACAUGACAUGCUUAAGACAGAGACUCCGCUGCCGCAACCUCACUGCAUCAGAAUGCAGCGAUAUGGAGGAGACGCACACAACCUGGAACGAAGAUGAAACGUGGAAGGAGGAUGAAAGCCCUCCAUCAGAGGAUGAACCUGAAGAGCUAUUUGUUGAUGACCCAGCUGAGGUGUCCUGGCUGGCUGACCUCCUCUAUGGUGUGUCUGUGGAUGGACCAUUAGCAUUGCCCUCGUCUUACUGGGCAGCUGUAAACAUGGAAAUGAAACAGGUUCUGUCCCUCAGAGUGGAUGAAGGAGUGUCUGUGGACUGAUUUACGGUGAGAGGGGAUGGGGGAGGAGUUCAUCACAUGUUCUGCAGCUCAGGACAUUCUCAAUCAAAAUUUAUAAAGAUGUAAACAGAAAAGGGUGAAUCCAAACCUUUUUGCUGUCUAAGAACUUAAUUUCAGUAUGUCACCAAAACUGAAUAGCAUAUAAUGGCACAUAAAAACAAAAGUUUGAAAGUCCUGAAUGAAAGGGAGCAGAAAGAUGAAUAAUCUUAUGUUAUCUACCCCCUUUACCUAAAGCAAUAGAUUUACAAAAAAAUAAUCAACAACAACAAAACAAUAAGCAUCAAAAUGUACAUGACAAAAACAAUAGAUAAUAAUGAAAUUAAAUAUCUGUCCUGCAAAACUGAAAUACACAUUUUACUUUAGGCUGAUUUUCUGUAUAUUUAUGAAACAUAAAAUUUCACAUGAUUAUUAAUAAUUAGGCAUAACUGACUUAUUUACCCAACAUAGCAGCUUUUAUGAAUGCUAUCAUUGGAUUUAAAGCAGUUUGGUUUGCUCUUUAAAGAAGCUCCACUGCUGAUUUCAGGUCAUUUUAAGAUGCUUCAAACGGGCCAUGAUGCUGCUUGUUACGACCCUGUGAAAGUGUUCUAUUUGAAUGUAAACUAAAACCUACACAAUGCUAAUAAAAUGUUCUUUAUCCUUAGGUUUCAAAUCGCUCCAAUGCGUGUUGAUUCUGGAAAACCUAAGAUUUCAAAGUGUUUUGCAGAAGUAUUUAUACCCUUUGUACAUUUUCACAAUUUUUCAUGUUACAUUAACAAGCUUUAAAUGUGUAUUGUGAUUUUGUGUGAUGGCAAUAAAAAAUAACAGGUAAUUUUUGAUUGAAAGGAAAAUUACAAAUUGCUACCAGAUAUUAUAUGGAUUGUAUUUUUAUUCAGUUCCUCUCAGUCAAUGGUUUGUAGAACCACCUUUAGCUUACACCUCCACAUCUUUUGCUAUACGGUCAUGUUUAAUAAACUAGAAUAUGCAUUCCGAUGAAACUGGUUUGCCAGAUGAAAAAUACCUUGUGAAUUUUUUUUACAUUAAGCAAGUAUUCAACAUAGUUUUCAUUAAGCCCACGUUUAUAUAUCAAUUUGUUAUAUAUUGGUCUGGUGUAAUAUCCUAAUCUCACAUUUUCUGUUUUCAUUACUUGGUAGCAGAAAUCACAAUUCAUUGAAAUAAAGACUUGUAAACAUUCA